CCAUGCCUUUCCACAUAGUUUAUAACAGCUGUCCGGAUGAUUUUUUUCCAUUAGUUUUACAAGUGCAGUAGUUAAGCUAACGGGUCGGUGGUUAGUAACUAGAUUUCUGCUUCCUGUCUUAUAAACCGGACUAAUUAUCGCGUCUUUCCAGUCUCUAGGCACUCUGGACUACCUCAGAGACAUAUUAAUCAGUAUCGCUGAAGGCUCAGCAAUUACAUCUGAUAGGCUUUUCAUAAUCUUAGGAUUAAUAUCAUUAGGACCACUGGACUUAGGUUUGAGGUGAUGAAGUAGUCUUAAGACAUUAUCUUUCUCAAUAACUACAGUGCUCAUCAACAAGCCAAUACAGUCACAAUAAGUCGUUGGUCGUUCCUCGUUACUGAUAGAAGACACUUUACUGAAAUAAUUCGAUAAAGCAUCAGCUUUUUCAGUAUCAUUUCUUACCAAUAUUAACGGAUUCUCUCGCAUCCUAAGUGGUGGAAUUUCAUCGCUUCUCUGAGUUCUUCGUUUUAUAUACGAGAAUAACCGUUUCGGACCAUAUUUACAAUCCCUAACCAAUUGUUUUUUAUAUAACUGUCUAGUCUUACUUAUUAACGCUUUAAAAGCCUUCCUAAUGUUACAGGAACUGGAUCUGUGCUGUUCUAAGCCAGAAGAGAUGAAUAUUUCUCAGUGCUUUUUUGUGUGUCUAAUAUGUUUCUUGACUUGUUUAGUUAUCCAUGGUGAACGGUUAUUCGGUCUACGUGAUACUAGUCAUGGUAGAGACAAGGACGUAUCUGAACUAAACUUGCCUUUAAAUGUAGACCAUUCGGCUCCAAGUGAUUAGCUAGUAUCUACUGACCAAUCUGUCUUAGCAGAGCACUCCUGAAUGGCUAUGUUAAAUCUCCAUACAUUUAGUUGAGGCUUAACUUGAUUGCAUAUCAUGUCACUAGCUCUAACCAUGAACGACAAAACAGCGUGAUCGUUAUUCACUAACGGUGAAAGAAUAUUUAGGUUGGCAAUAUCCCCAGUCUCAUGAGUGAAUACCAAGUCCAACAGAGAAGAACCUUGGUUUGAGUUUGGAUACAUGCUGUACUAACGCAUGCUCCAUUACUGUUAUCAGGAACCUACUAUCAAAGGAGUUUAUAGAUCCUUCCGUGGUUAUCUCAGUCCAACGAAUAUCAGGUGCAUUAAUGUCUCCUAAUAUCAAGCAUCCGUUAUUUGCACUUCCUAGCUGAAUGUGCUCUAAAAAUAAAAUCAUCAGCUAAGCAGAUUAGGCUGCGAUAGAUGACACCGAGUAUAAACGUACAACAUUCUCUGGUAAGCUCACAGAUAAUGACUUCAGAAGUUCCACUAUCACGGGAUUCGCAAACAGAGGAGCGCAUAUUUAUAUUGUCUACGUAUAAAAGUUGCUUCCAGGUCUCCCUAUUUGGGAGAAACGGCACGAAAACCCCGAAAUUUCCCCAGGUCUGGAAAAGAUUCCAAAGUUUUGUGGAAAUUUUGAGUUUUCCCCAAACAUUUAGGGAUGUCAUUCUUUUUGUCUCGACAUUUGUCGAUGAUCUAGUUCUAUUUAGUGAAGACGCUGACAAAAUGCAGUCUUCUGACCACUGUAAACAACAAUGUAAACAGAUUCGGGAUGCAAUCCUCUCCCUUGAAAUGCAAAAUGUUACUUCAGGAUUGAGUUGCAUCGGCACCUGAACUAAUGAUAAGAAGUGAAGUAGUUGAGCGCGUCGACUGCUUCACUUGGGAGUCUUAUCAGCCUUUGUGGUCUUGUGUGUGACGAAAUCUCUGCACGGAUACAGAAGGCUCGACUAGCUUUUGCCAACUUGUUUCAUUUGUAGCGUAGACGAGAUAUCCGUCCACCAAACAAAGGACGUGUUUACUGCGCAGCAGUUCGCUUUGUUCUACUUUAUGGCUGUGAAACAUGGCCGGUAAGAGUAGAGGAUAUCCGUAGGUUACUAUUAUUUGAUCAUAUGUGUCUUCGAAGCACUUCCCGUAUAUCCUGGGACCAUCGAGUAAGCAACGUAGUUGUUAGGAAACGGGUACUAGGUAAGGGUGGCAAAUCAAUUGAUGAAGUAGUGAAACUUCAACAGUUGAGAUGGCUGGAAUACGUGUUACGUAUGCCCAACCACCGACUGCCUUGACGUGCGAUGCUCAAUGGUAUAGGAGUAGGUUGGAAAAAGGCUAAAGGCGGCCAGACCAAAACAUGGCACAAGUCCAUGAAGUCACUGACAAGUGGACUGAACCAUGUUAGUAGAUGUAGACUACCUGGUUAGGAUCCGCGAGACGAUAGUAACCUAUGGUUAGAGACCUUGAAUGACAUGGCUCGAAAUCGUUUGCAAUGGCGCAGGUGCAUCCAAUCUUUGUGUUCUCCCAUAUUCUUAUAUGAUUUCUUCAUGUCCCUUUCUUUUUGUCUCUUUCCAAAUUUGUUUCACUGGAUUAUACUCCUUGAAUAACAUCUCCAAACCCUAAUCUUUCCGAUUAAUUCCUAUACUUUUACUACCUUUACCACUAUGAGGUUUGAAUCGACAAUUGUAUCUCUGUGCUAAUCGGACAUGGCAGCUUGAGCUGAUAUACGUACUUACGAAGUUCUACUUUGUUGCUGACUGGUUGAUGCACCGCACAUUAAAGUUUUGAUGUAUUGUAUGGAACAGCAAGCUAAGUAAAGUUAGUGUUUGUACAAAAUUCUUUGAAUAGUUCACUAGUUUAUCUUAUUCUAAUUCUUCCCUUUCAUGUAAGUUUUAAACUCGAAUGCACAUAAUUAUCACUGGUUUUGGGCUUUAUGGAAGUUGCGAAUACAAUUCUAGUUCGUUGGCUGUUAAUCGUUUGAGACAAAUUUGGAAUAAAACGUAUACUGAUGCUUUUACUGGUAUAAAACUACACACAAUAGAGAAUGUUCCUGUAACGUAUAAAGCUGUUGACCAAUGCGUUAAUUCUAUCUGGAAAGAAAACCCUGAUUUAGUGAUACAUGUCGGUAUGGACACCAGUGUGACGAUGCCAGUUUUGGAAACUCUGUCAUAUAAUAGUGGUUACGAUAAACCAGAUAUGGAUGGCGCUUAUUGUGGAAAUAAUGGUUGUGUUAAUAUUCAUGGUGAACCAAUCCUUUAUUGUAACAUGAAUUUGAGUAAAGCAUACAGUAAACUAGUGGAUAGUCAUAUUGCUUGUUCGAUUUCAAAUGAUCCAGGCAGGUUUUUAUGUGGCUAUAUAUACUACAAAUCACUGGAAUAUUCACCUGAUCGAGUUGUUUUCAUACAUGUCCCAUGUGCAGCUAGAAUGUCUGUUGAAGAUACUGCUAUUUCACUUCUACAGAUAAUUCGUGAACUAACUGCUUUAAAAGGAGUUAUAAUUCCUUAUACAUUGA
Messenger RNA from Schistosoma intercalatum, 3334 nucleotides. The record is from the annotation of a GenBank genome assembly. Lineage: Eukaryota; Metazoa; Platyhelminthes; Trematoda; Strigeidida; Schistosomatidae.